GCCUUACAGAAGCCGAGCUGAAAGCAUCAUCCGCUUUGAGCGCUUAGGCUCAGUGAUUACAUCCUCUCAGAGCGAGACAGAGAGAAAGUCCUUUUACUUGCCAGUCUUUAGGUCGAAGUUGCAUUUGUUAUCGAUGCCGGCAGCGCGCCAUUAGGACUUUUUGCUUAUUCUUCUUUUCCUGCUCAUGUGGAAUUUUCUGUGUUGUUGUUCCUGUGUGACUUUGUGUGAAGAAGGGGCUGUCUGUUCUGAGCACAGGGAGUGUUGGCUAUGCGUCUUGGCUCCAGCCUGUAAUGUUUGCACUGACGCCAAAACUCACAGACCGGUGCAGAAUUGAUUAAAACAGAGAAGCUCGGAUCAAAUGGCUGUGUUUCUCACAGCUGAAACGACACAAUGUUCCACUGACCCGAGGCACAGGAGAGGAAUUUCACAAUCGGGACAGCCUUGUUGCUGUUUAUUUCACUGCCGUUUUACGGACAAAGGAAAUGGGAAAUGCUCAUUUGUUGUAAGAAAAGUGAAUAACACGUUUUUGUUUUCGUCUUGAAGUGCACUUUGUGAAAGGGAGGGGAGAUGAUUUGGUUAAUAUUCCUGCUCUCCAUCCUGGAUGGAGCUAUCUCUCAGCUACACUACUCCGUGCCAGAGGAGCAGGAACCUGGCUCGGUGGUUGGGAAUAUUGCAGAGGAUUUGGGACUUGACAUUACCAAACUUUCUGCUCGCCGCUUUCAGACGGUGCCUAGUUCACGGACACCUUAUCUGGAGGUGAACUUAGAGAACGGUGCGCUCGUCGUGAAGGAGAAAAUUGACCGCGAAGAAAUCUGUAAGCAAACCAUCCCGUGCCUAUUGCACCUGGAGGUGUUUCUGGAGAACCCACUGGAGCUCUUUCGCGUGGAGAUUGAGGUGAUGGAUAUCAACGACAAUCCACCCAGCUUUCCUGAGACAGACAUUUCCGUGGAGAUAUCGGAAAGCGCCAUCCCGGGGACCCGUUUCCCGGUGGAGAAUGCCUUCGACCCUGACGUGGGCACAAACGCGCUUAGCACAUAUGCCAUCACGAAUAAUAAUUAUUUUUACCUUGACGUGCAGACACAGAGCGACGGGAACAAGUUCGCAGAGCUGGUGCUGGAGAAGCCGCUGGACAGGGAGCAGCAGGCGGUGCACCGCUAUGUGCUGACGGCUGUGGAUGGGGGCAUGCCGCAGCGGACGGGGACGGCUCUCUUGGUGGUUAAAGUUCUGGACUCCAAUGAUAACGCGCCCACCUUUGACCAGUCUGUGUACUCUGUUAACCUGCGAGAAAACUCUCCUGUGGGCACUCUGGUCAUUCAGCUCAACGCCACGGAUGUUGACGAGGGGCAAAACGGGGAAAUAGUUUAUUCUUUCAGCAGUCACAACGCCCCGCGGAUAAAGGACUUAUUCAAUAUUGAUGCCAGAACAGGUAGGAUAGAGGUCACAGGUGAGGUGGACUAUGAGGAGAGCAGCACGCAUCAGAUUUAUGUCCAGGCUAAAGAUCUGGGGGCUAAUGCGGUCCCCGCGCACUGCAAAGUGCUGGUCAAACUCGUGGACGUGAACGACAACACUCCAGAAAUUGGUUUCAGUACUGUGACUGAAUCCGUGAGCGAGCAGGACGCCCCAGGCACCGUGAUUGCACUGUUUAGCGUGUCAGAUCGGGACUCGGGUGAGAAUGGACAUAUGAGCUGCGAGAUAUUAGGAGACGUUCCUUUUAAGCUGAAAUCCUCUUUUAAAAACUACUACACCAUCGUGACAGAGGGAUCACUGGACAGAGAGAACACAGACUCCUACACCAUCACUGUGGUGGCCAAAGAUAAGGGUCAGCCGUCGCUCGCCACCAGCAAGUCUAUUAAAGUGCACGUGUCUGAUGAGAAUGACAACGCGCCCCGAUUUACUCAGGCUGUUUAUGAUGUGUAUGUGACUGAGAAUAAUGUGCCCGGUGCUUUCAUUCAUGCCGUGAGCGCUCUGGACCCUGAUAUAGGACAAAACGCUUUGAUUACUUACUCCAUAUUGGAGUGCGACAUACAGGGCAUGUCUGUGGAUACCUACGUAUCCAUAAACCAGGACACCGGCUACCUUUAUGCGCUGCGCUCUUUUGAUUACGAGCAGCUAAAGGAGUUUAGCUUCAUGGUCCAGGCUAAAGACUCGGGUGCUGCUGAGCUCUUCUCUAAUGCCACUGUAAAUGUGAUUAUAGUUGACCAAAAUGACAACGCUCCCACUGUAAUAGCCCCCAUCGGUAAAAACGGUACAGCCAAAGAACACCUGCCGCGCUCUGCGGAGCCUGGCUACCUGGUGACGCGCAUCGUGGCUAUGGAUGCAGAUGAUGGAGAGAACGCACGGCUGUCCUACAGCAUCCUGCGGGGCAACGAGAUUGGGAUGUUCCGCAUGGACUGGAGGACCGGAGAGCUGAGGACAGCCCGCAGGAUCUCUCCCAAGCGGGACCCGCAGGGCUUCUACGACCUGCUGAUUGAAGUGAGGGACCACGGGCAGCCUCCUCUCUCCUCCUCGGCGAGUGUGAGCGUAAUGUUAGUGGACAGCGUGGUCGAAGGCCGCAGCGGGGAUCUUGGUUCGGCCUCCAGGGCAAAUGAUACCUCCCUUGACCUCACCCUCAUUCUCAUCAUCGCCUUGGGCUCCGUGUCAUUCAUCUUUCUCCUGGCUAUGAUCGUGCUGGCCGUGCGUUGUCAAAAGGACAAGAAACUCAACCUGUACACGUGCCUGCUGGCCGGUGACUGCUGCCUGUGCUGUGGCUCGUGCUGUAGCAGACAGGCUCGCGGCCGAAAACAAAAGAAGCUGAGUAAAUCCGACAUCAUGUUAGUUCAGAGCACCAACGUGACGUCAGGGGUCGGGCCCAUGGGGCAGGUGCCCGUGGAGGAGUCUGGUAUAGGCAGCGUGGGAGGGGGCUUCGGCUCCCAUCACCACCAGAACCAGAACUCCUACUGCUACCAGGUGUGUCUGACUCCAGAGUCCGCCAAAACGGAUCUGAUGUUCCUCAAACCGUGCAGCCCCUCCCGCAGCACUGACACGGAUCACACCAACCACUGCGGCGCCAUAGUCACGGGCUACAGUGACCAACAACCGGACAUCAUAUCCAAUGGAAGUAUUCUCUCUAAUGAGACAAAACACCAACGAGCAGAACUCAGCUACCUGGUGGACAGACCCAGACGGGUCAACAGUUCGGCAUUCCAAGAGGCAGACAUUGUCAGCUCCAAAGACAGUGGUCACGGUGACAGCGAACAGGGUGACAGUGACCACGAUGCCACCAACCGGGGUCAUUCAGCGGCUGGGAUGGGCUCCAGCCCCCGUGACCCUUAA
This is a messenger RNA of Epinephelus moara (kelp grouper), 3312 nucleotides long. Its product is annotated as protocadherin-10-like. Gene Ontology annotation, biological process: homophilic cell-cell adhesion. The coding region runs from base 568 to 3312 and encodes 914 amino acids. Gene Ontology annotation, molecular function: calcium ion binding. Gene Ontology annotation, cellular component: plasma membrane. Lineage: Eukaryota; Metazoa; Chordata; Actinopteri; Perciformes; Serranidae. The record is from RefSeq and is a predicted model, not a curated record. The transcript has 4 exons.